Molecule: messenger RNA, 2161 nt
Organism: Carica papaya (papaya)
Lineage: Eukaryota; Viridiplantae; Streptophyta; Magnoliopsida; Brassicales; Caricaceae
Product: Tetratricopeptide repeat (TPR)-like superfamily protein
Molecular function (GO): protein binding
Source: RefSeq, a predicted model, not a curated record
GCUAAAGCCAAAAAACUGCUUUGAUCAGAUCGUGUGUGUUUAGAGAAUGAAGUUUCAUUUCAAACCUGCAGUCUUCCGAUUUGUAGUUCUAGAAAUCACAGGAUUUAUAUAUGGUGAACAGUCACUGAAGAGAAUAAGCGCCUGAAAUGGACCUUUUAUUGGUCGGCUGAAGGAAAAAAGUCAGGGUUAGGGUUUAUGUUGUAGGCCGGGUCGGGUCGGGUUUAUUUAUAUUACGUGCUCUGUGUUCCAUUCGUAAACUCUACUUUCUGCAAGCUUGUUUAGUUUCUAGAAAUGCGAAGAUUCGGUACAAUACGAUCAAGACUAUCGCUUUUUUCAGUUUUAGUCAACUCCAAUUUGAAAUUAGGGUAUGUUAAACCGACCCUUAUAUCAAAUUCCAGUGUUGAACCAUCUUCUAGCAGUUCCUUGGACUUUGGCGUGCCGUUUUCCUUCUCUUCUUUCUCCACCUCAAGUCUUGAAACCUCAAGUUUCAUAAAGGUAGAGAAAUCAAAAGAAACUGCUAGCUGCUGCAACACUGAUAGUGAUGCUGAUGAUGGGGAUGGGGAUGAUAGCAAGGAUGUCGACGAAUCUGUUUUUGAACAAUUCGGAUUAAAGGAUGGAGGAAGUUCACAGGACGCGGAGACCAUUUGGGAUAUCCUGAAGGGAUGUGGGAACAAUCGUGUGGAGAUGAAAAACAGGCUUGAGCAAUGUAGUGUUAAAGCCUCAUCAGAGCUGGUAACUGAGAUUCUUUCACGGGCUCGAAAUGAUUGGGAGACAGCAUUUACUUUCUUUCUAUGGGCUCAGAAGCAGCCAGGUUAUUAUCAUUCAUUGCGUGAAUAUCACAUGAUGAUCUCAAUUCUGGGGAAGAUGAGAAAGUUUGAUACUGCAUGGGCAGUCAUUGAUGAAAUGAGGAGGGGAAGAUUAGGUGAAUCUCUUUUGACUCCACAGACUCUUUUGAUCAUGAUCAGGAGAUAUUGUGCUGUGCAUGAUGUUGGACGUGCUAUUAACACCUUUUAUGCGUAUAAAAGGUUUAAAUUUGAUGUAGGAAUUGACGAGUUUCAAAGUCUAUUAUCUGCACUUUGUCGAUACAAGAAUGUGCAAGAUGCUGAGCACUUGAUGUUCUGUAACAAGGAUGUGUAUCCUUUUAACACCAAGAGUUUUAAUAUAAUACUUAAUGGAUGGUGUAAUAUAAUUGGUAGUCCACGUGAGGCAGAGAGAAUUUGGAGGGAGAUGGGGAAGAGAGGUAUUCAACAUGAUGUUGUGUCAUUUGCAAGUAUCAUUUCUUGCUACUCAAAAUCCAAUAAUCUAAAUAAGGUGCUUAAACUUUUUAGCCAAAUGAAGAAGUUGAUGAUUGAACCAGAUAGGAAAGUGUAUAAUGCAGUUACUCAUGCACUUGCGAAAGGUAGGUUUGUAACAGAGGCUAUCAAUCUCCUGAAAACAAUGGAAGAGAAGGGUAUUGCUCCAAAUAUUGUUACUUAUAACUCACUGAUCAAGCCUCUUUGUAAAGCACGAAAAAUAGAUGAGGCUGGUAAAGUUUUUGAUGAGAUGUUGCAGAGAGGACUUUCCCCUACUAUUCUAACUUAUCAUGCUUUCAUGCGUGUCCUGAGGACAGGAGAAGAGGUGUUUGGGCUGUUGGAGAAAAUGAGAAAGACGGGCUGCGAGCCAGUUAAUGAUACCUACAUAAUGUUGAUUAGAAAGUUUUGUCGGUGGCGCCAAUUUGAUAAUGUCUUUAGGUUGUGGAAUGAAUUGUGUGAGAAUGGGAUUGGUCCUGAUCGUAGCUCCUAUAUUGUGCUGAUACAUGGCCUCUUUUUUAACGGUAAGUUGGAAGAAGCAUACAAAUAUUAUAUGGAGAUGAAGGGGAAACAUUUAUUGCCAGAACCAAAGAUAGAAGAGAUGCUUCAAGAUUGGAUGUCUGGUAAACAAACUGCAGCACAGUGUGUGAUGGAUUUAAAGGAUAGUCAAUGCAGUCAGUUAAUUGAUAAAACAACAUCAGCCUCCAAGAAGUUUCAUACAGACUUUCUUCGACAGGCAGAGACUAGAAGAGUUGUGAGGGAGCGAGGCUUUUCUUUUUGGGAACAGUAGGCUUCAUAUAAUGACAGAUUUUAUGUGUCUCUGCGGAGUUUAUGUGCAAGGAAAUUGCUAAUCAACCACUUUUUACCGCCCA